Molecule: messenger RNA, 4279 nt
Organism: Herpailurus yagouaroundi (jaguarundi)
Lineage: Eukaryota; Metazoa; Chordata; Mammalia; Carnivora; Felidae
Gene: GRAP2
Product: GRB2 related adaptor protein 2
Exons: 8
Coding region: 1267-2295 (342 amino acids)
Molecular function (GO): protein binding
Source: RefSeq, a predicted model, not a curated record
CACUUCAGCAAUGCUUCCAAAGCAGGUCCAAAGUCUGCUUUGGGGUGUGUGUGUGUGUGUGUGUGUCCACAUUCUGGCACCAUCCAGAGGAAUUUGGGUCCUACCUGAAGUUGAAGCUCCUUUCUUUACUCCACCCAGACCCCUUCCCUCCAGAUCCUGCCUGGGCUCUACUUUAUUUUUGUCAACUCCUAGCCUCGGCGCUUUCCCAAAACGCCCUCCAGCUUCUAGCCCUCUGCUCACACCCUGCUCUUUCUCGUGUCCUGUCCUUGACUGUGCCACCCCUUUUGGAGCGCUUUACAGCCCCAGCUUAAGUCUCACCACCUUCAGGACACCCCUCCACAGACACCACCGUCUCAGCCCCUGCCCUAGGUAGACCAAGGUCUCUCUCCUGAGAGCUCCACGCUACCUUGCCCGGGGCGCUCUUGCCGUGCCCCCGUGGUGUCUUACAAUUGCCUGUUUACCUGCCGGACUCCCACCUUCCACCGUGAGCUCCCUGCGGCCAGGGACUGUGGGUACCCGUCACUGAACACCCAGCAUCUAGCACGUACUAAGGCACGUACUGGCACUUACUAGGCGUUCCAAUGCCUGAUGAAUGAAUGAAUGAAUGACAUUCGCCUUGCUGGUGCAUUCAUUCAUUUAAUAAACAUUUAGGAAGCAAUUGCUUACGAUCGGCACUGUGGUCGUCAACAUUUAAAUGUCAAAAUAUACGACGGCACUCAAGUUCCAAAUGAUGUGUGCGUAAAUUAUGCAUGUGGAAUGAACAUGCACACACAGCAAAGACUGCCUCCCUAGCUACAAAUACCAAAGCUAGCAAAUGCAGUAAACUGUGUACCAGAUGUCCCUGAAAUUGACAAAGAACCGAGAACCAAAAAUGACAGUUAGCUCCAUAAGGCCUGUAGAAGAAAAACGAAAAGAGUAAAAGAACAAAAGAACCUCCAGCAGAAGGAAGUGGCUAUGGUUUUCUUCUAUGCACUAGAGCUGGGGGUGGGGAGGAUUUCUACAAGCAUUCUAUGCUGGGCAGGUUCAUGUAAGCCUGAGUUCCUCAAGGGUUGGCUCUUAGGAGCUGUUAGGAAAAUUCAUUGCCAUGCACGAGUCAGGGGACUGUUUUUUAUUCCACCGGAAAUUGUUAAUGGGGACUGCAUUAGUGGCCCCUUAUUGUUCUGCCUGAUGGAGAGACAGCAGGUUCACCCAAGCAGUUCUGGAACCCUGAUCGCUGCCAAUUAGGGGAGUAUUGUCUGGCUGACAUAAUCAACUUCACGUCACAACAUGGAAGCCGUUGCCAAGUUUGACUUCACCGCCUCCGGCGAGGAUGAGCUGAGCUUUCACACCGGAGAUGUUCUGAAGAUCUUAAGUAACCAAGAGGAGUGGUUCAAGGCGGAGCUUGGGAGCCAAGAAGGAUAUGUGCCCAAGAAUUUUAUAGACAUCCAGUUUCCUGAAUGGUUUCACGAAGGCCUCUCCCGACACCAGGCAGAGAACUUACUGAUGGGCAAGGAGGUUGGUUUCUUCAUCAUCCGGGCCAGCCAGAGCUCCCCAGGGGACUUCUCCAUCUCCGUCAGGCAUGAGGAUGAUGUUCAGCACUUCAAGGUCAUGAGAGACACCAAGGGUAAUUACUUCCUGUGGACAGAGAAGUUUCCAUCUCUAAAUAAGCUGGUGGACUACUACAGGACGACCUCCAUCUCCAAACAGAAGCAGAUCUUUCUGAGGGAUAGAACCCGAGAGGAUCAGGGUCACCGGGGCAACAGCCUGGACCGGAGGCCCCAGGGAGGCCCACACCUCAGCGGGCCCGGGGGAGAAGAAAUCCGGCCGUCGAUGAACCGGAAGCUGUCGGAUCAUCCAGCGCCCCCUCCCUCGCAGUACCCCCCGGCACCGCCACAGCAGCAGCGCUAUCUACAGCACCCCCACUUUCAUCAGGAACGCCGGGGAACCAGCCUUGACAUAAACGACGGGCACUGUGGCGUGGGCAUGACCAGCGAAAUGAACGCCGCCCUCAUGCACCGGAGACACACAGACCCAGUUCAGCUCCAAGUGGCCGGGAGCCUCCUCCGUGUGACCGUGGCUCCCAAGGCCAGCCCAGCCGCCCUGGCUCGGCAGGACCCCUCUGUGUUUCCCCGACAGCGAGUGCGGUGGGCCCGGGCGCUGUACGACUUCGAGGCCCUUGAGGACGACGAGCUGGGCUUCCGCUGCGGAGAGGUGGUGGAGGUGCUGGACAGCUCCAACCCGUCCUGGUGGACCGGCCGCCUGCACAACAAGCUCGGCCUCUUCCCCGCCAACUACGUGGCCCCCAUGAUGCGAUGAGCCCCUUCCGGUGGGGCCCGAGGCUUUCGUCUGAAGCUGCCUGCAAGAGAGGGGGCAGGGGAGAACUGCUGGAACUACGUGUACAUCCGUGUAUAUGCGUGUGCACACACACGCGCCUAUGUGUACGUGCAUUCGAUAAUAGUAAUUUAUUGGCGAUGCGGUCGGUUCAUUAGUUGAUAUGAAAGGAAGUCAGGUGGAGAAUUCUAUUCGUACUUCUUUUUCUGCUCUCCCCUCAGCGGGUGUGUGGAAGGCAGGGGGAAAGUUGGGGUGGGGGUGGGGCAGAGACAUGAAACCGAAGUUCUUCCUGUCCUUAAGAUGGCACCGCUUCCUCCUGGUCUUGGGACUUUCACUGAGACUAGCUGAGCAGAGAUCCACAUCCCGGCGUUGGACGCAGAACAGCAGGGUGGAGCCGGACUCGGUGGGGCCACGUUUCGGCUUUCCCUCCGAGCCCCGCUCCCCUUGAGGUUUUGCAGGGCAACGUCCCUCCUGUGCGACCAGGGUGGGCACUGCUGGGUUGAGACCAGAGGAGCAGCCACACGGGACUGGAGCAGCGGGGGCCUGGAGGCCUGGGCGAGGCUGGCCUCCUGCCCCGUGCUCAGCGGAGACCUUCACCUCCCUCGCCGGAGUGCUCCUCAGCCCUGAGAAACAGAGACCGUGAGGAGCCCAGCACUGGCAAAUGGCGGGUUUUUCACAAAUCCCCAGUGGCUUGCUUGGGUGUCACCUCUGUUUCCCCGGAUACCAAGAAAGCAGCAUCUGACAUUCUGUAAAGUGCUCGGAGAAGCCCUGGCUGAGAAUGCGGGACUUUAAAGCCAUUGUUUUACAACUCCCAGGGUGUCUCUUUGGGUCUCUAUUGGUUUUCCGUUGUCCUGAGGAUGCUUUGCCCAGUGGCAGAGAGGGAAGCCCACUCCACAAGAGCAUUGACUAGCAAUUGUUGAUUGGUUGAUUGAUUGACUGAACUUGACCCUGGGAGGGAGCCGGCUUUGACGGGAGCUUCCUGUUGGAUCUGGCCGUAGAGUCAUUGCUGGCAUCCUCUCUCCAGCCUCGACCCAAGAGCUGACCUGGGGAGAGGGACCCCAUUGUCUCUGUCUCUCCUGCCACCUCAAAAUAGAAUUAUGUUUUCUUGGGCUCAGCUGGGGGUGUGGAGCACAGGCUGGCCUGGCUGGGGAGAAGGGACCCCGGAGAAGGAAACAGCGUUUUGGUGGAGCCUGGGAGCAAACACGUCUGACCCGAGAGACCUGAGAAGAGGGUGUGUGUGUGUGAUGAGGCCUAAGUGACAGGCUGGGUGCACGUGUUGGUGAGGGAGAAUGAUGGGGGGUGAGGUGUGCCUGCUCCUUUGUCUUCUUCCCCAGCCCUUCUUGCUCUAAGGAGUGACGGGGGCAGCCGUUAUCGAGGGUGAAAGGAGAAGAAAGAGUGUCUGGCUCAGAAGCGACUGUCGGGGUAACAUAGGCUGCGUCCCUUUGACUCUGAACGCUACGAUUCUGUGAUCCCUCUGUUGUCUUUAGAGAAAAAGGGGAAAAGAAGGCACUCCACGGCGAGUCUUGGGAGGGAAGAGAAAAUAGCCUGAGAGAGGCAGGGGGAGUCAGGUGACGGUAAGGAACAUCUUGGCUCGCAGCCUUUAGAAAUCAAAGAACAGAAAGGAAAAGGUAGCAGAGAUGUUUCAAAAGACCAAGGAGCAGCGUGAGACACAAAGGGAGGGAAAGGGAGCAAGAUGGUAAGUGGGACAGGCGAGGAAGACGUUGGAGUAGAGUCAGCAGGCCGGCCUGCGGCUGACAACCAGGGGAAGGAGGGAUCCAGCAGGUGGGGAAGGAGGAGUUACAGCAGAGCCGCGAACGCCACGGAAGGCAGGGACCAAGACACCACAGGAACGAAGAGGAACGGACAGGGAGAAAGAAAAGCAAGGCAGAGAAGACCUAAAAGCUAUUUCGGUGCUAGGUAAUGUGAACAUGUUACAGUAAAUAAAAGCCAAAAGUGAUGUUUGGUUUUA